Molecule: messenger RNA, 2215 nt
Organism: Ilex paraguariensis (yerba mate)
Lineage: Eukaryota; Viridiplantae; Streptophyta; Magnoliopsida; Aquifoliales; Aquifoliaceae
Source: the annotation of a GenBank genome assembly
AUGGACACAACUUUCAUGCCCAAAGCUUUAGCUAGCCACCACCACUGGUACUCCUCCAUUGUCGAUUCCAUUAAACCUAUGGGACCAUCAUCAUCAGAUGGCCAUCAUUCCAAACCAAUUCUUCUCUACACUUACAGCAAUGCAGUUCAUGGUUUCAGUGCAGUCCUUUCUCAAGAUGAACUCCAGGCUGUGAAGAGGUCUCCAGGGUUUCUCUCAGCUUACAGUGAUAGCCUUGCCACUCUUGACACAACCCACACCUUUGAAUUCCUCUCCCUCAGUUCUACCACAGGGCUGUGGCCGGCUUCAAAGUAUGGCAAAGAUGUUAUAGUGGGUGUUAUUGACUCCGGUGUCUGGCCAGAAAGUCCAAGCUUUCGAGAUGAUGGAAUGACAAAAAUUCCAUCAAAAUGGAAGGGGACGUGCGAGGAUGGACAAGAGUUCAAUUCUUCGUUGUGUAACAAAAAACUCAUUGGAGCUAGAUACUUCAACAAGGGAGUUAUAGCUGCGAAUCCUGACCUCGUCCUGUCUAUGAAUUCAGCAAGGGAUAUAGAUGGUCACGGCACGCACACUUCAUCUACAGUUGCUGGAAAUUAUGUUGAAGGUGCCUCAUUUUUUGGCUAUGCUCUGGGGACAGCAAGAGGGGUUGCCCCUCGUGCUAGGCUAGCAAUUUAUAAGGUCACCUGGAAGGAAGCAAGUACCCAAGCUUCUGACAUCAUUGCUGGUAUAGAUCAGGCUGUUGCCGAUGGUGUCGAUGAUUCUAUUGCGAUAGCUUCAUUUGGUGCCAUGGAGAAGGGUGUGUUUGUUUCUUGUUCAGCAGGAAAUAUGGGCUUACGAACUGGAAGAUUAAACAAUGGGAAUCCAUGGGUCCUAACCGUCGCAGCAGGCUCAAUAGAUCGUUGGUUUGCAGGGACAUUAACUUUGGGAAAUGGGUUAAUCGUCACAGGUUGGUCCAUGUUCCCCGCAAAGGCCGUAGUGGAAAAUUCACGGCUCGUUUACAACAAAACCAUAUCUGCUUGUAAUUCAACUGAGAUGUUGAAAGGAGAGCCAUAUGAAAUCAUCAUAUGCGAUAACACUGGGGAAUUCAGGGAACAAAUAGCCAAUAUUGCCGCUUCACGUUUUCGUGCAGGUAUCUUCAUAUCCGACAAUCCUAGAAUUUUUGAGUCCAAUUUUUUUCCUUAUCCUGGAGUUGUUAUUAGCCCGACGGACGGACAAAAAGUGAUCAAUUAUGCUUUAACUGCUGGUAUUUAUGAAUCUUCGGCCAGCAUUAAGUUCCAACAGACCUUUAUUGGCACAAUAACGGCACCGGUUGUUGCUGCUUACACUUCAAGAGGUCCUUCACCCAGCUAUCCGGGCAUCCUGAAGCCCGAUGUAAUGGCACCAGGGACAUUGGUCUUAGCCGCUUGGAGUCCGAAUGUUGAUACAGCUCAAAUUGAUUCCAAUAUCUUUGUGGCUAGUGAUUUCAAUGCCAUCUCGGGUACAUCCAUGGCUUGUCCUCAUGCGGCUGGCAUUGCCGCACUCCUCAAAGGUGUACACCCCAAAUGGAGUCCUGCAGCUAUUCGGUCCGCCAUCAUGACCACAGCAAAUCCAUUUGAUAAUACACAAAAUCCUAUCAAAGACAACGCCCUAGAUUUAGAAAUCGCUACACCUCUAGCCAUGGGAGCUGGUCAAGUUGAUCCAAACCGUGCACUUGAUCCAGGUCUUAUAUAUGAUGUUACUCCACAAGACUAUGUUGAUCUCCUUUGCUCCUUGAAUUUCACUCGGAAUCAAAUCUUAACCAUCACCAGAUCAAACAGUUAUCCUUGCUUGACCUCAUCUUCUGAUCUGAACUAUCCAUCAUUUAUCGCUUUGUACACUUACGGAGCCAUGGGCAUAUUUGUCCAGAAAUUUCAACGGACUGUCACAAAUGUAGGGGAUGGUGCAGCAACCUAUAAGGCUGAGGUGACCGCGCCAAAAGGCUCUGUAGUCACAGUAUCACCAGACAAAAUGGUGUUUGGGAAGAAGUAUGAAAAACAGAGCUACUUUUUGACUAUCCAUUAUUCAGCUGACGAGAAUGGAACUAAUACAUUUGGUUCUAUAAUUUGGGUUGAAGAUAACGGUAAGCACAGAGUGAGGAGUCCUAUAGUUGUUUCGACUACUAUAGAAGUUUGGGGAUCUUGAUUGGAUUGUCUGACCACAGAACAUCUAGAACAAGAAAACAUCAAUGAACUGCACAACAAUA